Messenger RNA from Telopea speciosissima, 2043 nucleotides. Its product is annotated as rust resistance kinase Lr10-like. The transcript is spliced from 3 exons. The record is from RefSeq and is a predicted model, not a curated record. The coding region runs from base 1 to 2043 and encodes 680 amino acids. Gene Ontology annotation, molecular function: protein kinase activity; ATP binding. Lineage: Eukaryota; Viridiplantae; Streptophyta; Magnoliopsida; Proteales; Proteaceae. Gene Ontology annotation, biological process: protein phosphorylation.
AUGGUUUAUCUGCAAAAGAUCCAAAAAACCCAUGUCUUACAGAUCCUAAUCCUGCUCUUGCUUAAUCCAUUUCUGGUGCCAAGUAGAGCACAACAACUAAGGAGCACAGAACCAUCUUUCUAUUACAAUCUCUGUGCACCCUCAGCAUGCAACAAUAUCACACUUACCUAUCCCUUCUCCCUUCCAUCACCUUGUCACCCUUCCUACUUCAUACCCACCUGUACCAACAAUGAAACCUUCUUCAUCACCAGCACUGAAAACAACAACACCUUAAGAAUCUUCACUACCAACUUCACCGUCGACAGAAUUUCCUUCUCCUUCUUCACUACCGACAACAAUCUUUUCAGCUGCGGCCCAAUUUCCAGGCCCAACUUCUAUUAUGCCGCUGUUCCCCUCAGUCUCCCCUGGGAUUACGCCUUUGGAACCCACCUUAACUGCACCACCACCAUCCCUGCCGGAGAUCUACCGGGGCUCCAGAGUGCUGCAUGUAUAGGUUGUCCAGGUCAGGAUCCCACCAAUGUUUGCUAUUAUGCGCCAGGGCUCGUUACGCACCCUAACUGUGAAACGUUCUACAUAUUCACAAAGGUGGGUUUCAAUGUAAGUGCGGCGAAGGAUCUGAGGGGUUAUCUGCAGAAGGGGUUUGAGCUUAGGUUUACCAAGACAGAGGAUUGCCUUAGAUGUGAGAACACUGGUGGAAGGUGCGGAGUCAACCCUUCUUUGUCUGAAUCUUAUGUUUGUUUCUGUCACUCUAACGUGCACCGUUUCAACUGCUCAGAUGGUAUGAUAGAGGACAUCACAACUUGGGGUGGAGGUGGAGGAGUAGACCAAGGAAGAAGAUCAUCACCUUCCAAAGUACUCAUUGCAUCGGUUUCUGCUUCUGUGGUGGUGUUCCUAGCACUCCUGGCAACAGUGGUGGCUCUUUUCUUCCGCUGUAGACAUAGAAAGAUAAACCAGAAGAAGAAAGAAGCAAUCUCCAAUUUAUCCCCUACGAGGUAUUCCUACUCUCAAAUUAAAAAGUUCACUAACAAAUUUUCAUCAAAACUUGGGGAAGGAGGAUAUGGAAGUGUUUAUAAAGGGAUCAUUCAUCGAAAAGGGUUCAAAGUACCAGUAGCUAUAAAGCUUCUAAAAUCAUCAAAACAAAGCCAGAAACAAUUCAUGAAUGAAGUGGCAACUGUUGGAAAUGUCCAUCACAAUAACUUAUUAAGUUUGUUGGGUUAUUGUGCUCAAGGGGAUAAACGUGCACUAGUUUAUGAGUUCAUGGAGAAUGGAUCCUUGGAUAAGUAUAUCUACACAAGCAGAAACAAACAAGGAGAGAGCAAUGAUGGAAGUUUUCAACCCUUGAGCGAUAAAAAAUUUCAUGAUAUAGCCUUAGAGACAGGUAGGGGGAUAUUGUACUUACACCAAGGUUGUAGGAGUAGGAUUUUGCAUUGUGACAUUAAACCUCACAAUAUGUUAUUGGAUUCAAACUGUACAGCAAAAGUUGCCGAUUUCGGGCUUGCUAGUAUGAUUGAUAAGGAACAUAGCCAUGUUUUGAUGUCGAAGGCUCGAGGCACUCCGGGGUUCAUAGCCCCGGAGAUGUGGCUGACGAGUUAUGGUCCCGUGACCGAGAAAUCCGAUGUGUAUAGUUAUGGGAUGCUGCUUCUGGAGAUGGUUGGUGGGAGAAUGUUGAAAUAUGAUUUGGAGGCAAAUCAUGAUUCAAGCCAAGUUUAUUUUCCUAAAUGGGCAUUUAACAAGGUCAAGAAUGGCGAAUCUCUUUUACCUGAGAAAAGAGAGGACAGCAAUGUUUCAAUUGUGAUUGAUAAGAAAGGAAGAGAUGAGAAGGAGGAAGUCCUUCUGGAAAGGAUUUGUUUGGUAGGUUUGUGGUGCAUUCAGCACCUACCUUCCAACAGACCAUACAUGGAUAGAGUGAUUCAAAUGUUGGAAGGAAGUGUUGAGGUUGGAAUUCCCUUAGACCCAUUUCCCACCGAGAUGGACACAAAUGCUGAAAAUUUCAACUAUUGCCCUUCUGUUUGUUUUAGCGUUGAUGAAAGAUCACAGCCUUGA